This is a messenger RNA of Ananas comosus (pineapple), 3525 nucleotides long. RefSeq names its product autophagy-related protein 18h-like. The record is from RefSeq and is a predicted model, not a curated record. Gene Ontology annotation, cellular component: cytoplasm. The coding region runs from base 236 to 2965 and encodes 909 amino acids. Gene Ontology annotation, molecular function: protein binding. NCBI's taxonomy places the organism in Eukaryota, Viridiplantae, Streptophyta, Magnoliopsida, Poales, Bromeliaceae. The transcript has 9 exons. Gene Ontology annotation, biological process: autophagy; response to starvation.
GUCACGUCGUCGGCGGGGGGCUUCAGUGGCAGCGUCAAUCGCGCUCCGCCCGCCCGAGGAUGAGAAGGACCAGGUUUUAUGGUCUGGAUUUGACAAGCUAGAGAUCAGCCCAUCAUUCUUCAAGCAUGUUUUACUUCUUGGCUAUCCCAAUGGAUUUCAAGUUCUUGAUGUCGAGGAUGCUUCCAAUGUGUGCGAACUGGUCUCGAAGCGUGAUGGUCCGGUUACAUUUUUACAGAUGCAACCCUUUCCAGCUAAAUCCGAUGAAGGUGAAGGAUUUGUAGCAUCACAUCCUAUGCUUUUGGUUGUUGCUGGGGACGAAACAAAUGGCUCGGGCAUGGUUCAGGGUGGUCGUCUGAGCGCAUUGAUUAGAGAAGCCAGUAGCGAGUCUCAGCAAGGAAACUGCAUUUCGCAACCCACAGUCGUUCGAUUCUACUCACUGAAAUUGCACAAUUAUGUGCACGUCCUUAGAUUUCGAUCUACUGUAUAUAUUGUCCGAUGCAGUCCUCGAAUAGUGGCUGUAGCUCUUGCUGCACAAAUAUACUGCUUUGAUGCAGCUACUCUUGAGAACAAGUUCAGUGUGUUGACUUAUCCACUGCAAGGAGCGCCUGGGCUCAACUUCGGGUAUGGUCCGAUGGCUGUUGGCCCAAGAUGGUUAGCUUAUGCUUCUAACAACCCUUUAAUAUCGAGCACUGGGCGUCUCAGUCCGCAAAAUUUAACUCCCUCUCCAGGAGUAAGUCCAUCCACUUCACCUAGCAGUGGGAGCUUAGUUGCUCGAUACGCAAUGGAGUCCAGUAAACAAUUGGCUGCUGGGAUACUAAAUCUUGGAGACAUGGGAUAUAAAACUAUUUCCAAGUAUUAUCAAGAACUCCUGCCUGAUGGUUCUAACGCUCCCUUAUCUUCGAGCUCGAGCAGGAGAAUUGGAAGGCUUCCAUCAACUGUACAUCCAAGUGAAGGUGACAAUGCAGGAAUGGUUGUAAUCAAAGAUUUCAUAUCAAAAGAAGUAAUUUCGCAAUUCAGGGCCCAUACCAGUCCGAUAUCCGCUCUUUGUUUUGAUCCUAGUGGUACCCUUUUGGUUACAGCUUCUGUACAUGGGCAUAACAUAAACGUAUUCAGGAUUAUGCCUUCCUCAAUAGCAAACAAUUCUAACUCUACUCAUUAUGAUUGGACCUCGUCUCAUGUCCAUCUCUACAAGCUCUAUCGUGGAAUCACGUCGGCUGUCAUACAAGACAUCUGCUUUAGUCAUUAUAGCCAAUGGGUAGCGAUAGUUUCAGCUAGGGGUACCUGCCAUAUAUUUGCAUUGUCUCCUUUUGGUGGCGAUGCUAGUCUUCAGCCACAAAUUUCUCAUAAUGAUGGGCCAUCACUCACUCCUAAUCUCUCUAGGCCAUGGUGGUCGAGCUCAUCUUUUCUUAUGGAUCAACAGUUUCAUCCAUCCCCCCCUCCUAUCACAAUUUCUGUAGUUAGUAGGAUAAAAAAUGGUUCCGGUUGGCUAAAUACUGUUAGCAAUGUUGCUGCUUCUGCUACCGGAAAGAUGUCUGUACCUUCUGGUGCUCUUUCAGCUGUUUUUCACAAUUCUAUUUACCGAGACUCUGCACCAGUUCCCUUAAAGGUCAACUCAUUGGAGCAUCUUUUGAUCUACUCACCAUCUGGUCAUCUUAUUCAACAUGAACUUCUCCCAUCUUCAGGUUCAGAUUCAUCUGAUAGUAUCUCAAAAGUUGGGUCUGGUCCUCUUUCUCAGCACCAAGAAGAGGAAUUGCAUGUAAAUGCCGAACCAGUUCAAUGGUGGGAUGUAUGCAGAAGAUCAAAUUGGCCUGAAAGAGAAGAGAGUGUUUCAAGUAUUAUAGUCAAUAAUCAACAAACUAUUUUGAAUUCAGUGGAUACUUCCGACUGUGAAGAUAAUGAGACCAAAUCGUCUAUCAAUAGUGUUACUGGAAAAGAGUCCAUACGUAGUCAGGAAAGACCACACUGGUUCCUUUCUAAUGCUGAAGUGCAGAUAAGUUCUGGGAGGAUUCCAAUCUGGCAGAAAUCUAAGAUUUGUUUCUAUGUCAUGAAUGCAUCUUCGGAAGCUGGAAAUUCUGUUAUUGAUAAUUGUGGAGAAAUCGAAAUUGAAAAAUUACCACUCCAUGAGAUCGAAAUAAGGAGAAGGGAUUUACUACCUGUUUUUGAACAGUUUCACUGUGCGCAACAAGAUUGCAAUGACAGAUGCAGGGGUCUUUCUGGAGGAAGAUUUCAUACUUUGUCUUCAGAGAGUGACAAUCAAUAUCGGUUCAGUAAGGAUGGCUGCGUCAACCAUUCUAAGCCUGUCCCUCUUGCAUCUGAAUCAUGUUCUGGUCCAGGACUUACCGAUAACAUGCAGGAUUUGGAUGGUAAAGUGAUGACUGGGCCUUAUGAACCUGUUAAAUUGCAAUCAAUAGAGAAUUCUGUUCCUGACGAUACUAGGAGGCCAAAUUCAAUUGUCCAUCUUGAAAAUCAUAACGGAUGUAUAGUUUCCCUGCCAGAACUAUCCCAUCAUACUGAUGCAUAUGCCACAAUGCCCAAAAAGCAGUCAAAUACAGAUUUUGCUUCUUUAGAGUCUCAACAUUCUAACAACUACUCACUCAUGGAUGGGCCUGUUAGUAAUGGCUUACAUUCUAAAGUGGGUAGCUUAUCAUCUGGAUCAGCAAUGGCAGAUAAGCACUCUUCCGACAAGAAGGGUGUGAGCAGUGAAGUGUCAGAUGCCGCUCGCAUCACCAAUGUGAUUGAUUCUGAGCAGAACGAAGCUUCUGAUUCUCAUAAUUCUGUGGAGUUCACCCAAUAUUUCCAUGAGGGCUAUUGUAAAAUAUCGGAACUCGAUGACUGCCGUGGCUUAACUGAGGCUGUUACUGACGCAGACAGCAGCAGCAGCCCCUGCGAGAGAGAAAAGCCCGAAGAGGAUGGGGACAAUGAUGACAUGCUCGGAGGUGUAUUUGCCUUUAGUGAAGAAGGUUAAACGUACAUAGUCUACUAGGGAAGUUUAGAUAGAUGGCUGCCCUUUAAACGAAUACCUCCGUCAAAUAAAGCUGUGCAGGAAGGGCCUUAUCGAACUCUCAUAUACAUAGUAAAAUGUAUUAAAAGAACUUGGUGUGUGUCAAUUCGUUAUGGGUUUCAUUCUUCUUUUGCUUUCGAGAUCACAAGAUGUGGAGAAGCAACUAAUUCGAGGCUUCAUAGUUCCGCAUUGUGAAUGACGCGCUAGCUGCAACUGCAUCCUGCUGAAGGGCUGCUCGUUUCCACUGUUCCUGUAUAUCGUGUAUAAUUGAAUUUGUAAUUCAUGAAAAGAUACUUUUGUUACUUUUGUGGGACAUUCGGAAUGGUUUGGAACUCUUGGUAGAGGGGAUUGUUCAUUUGCUGUCUCCCUCCCAGGAGGUGGAACAUUCCAUGUUCAGUUUGUACAGAUGUUCUGCUAAAAAUGUUCGCAAGGUUGUUUCAUAGUGGUUUAUUUAUACCUGUAUUCAGUUGAUGAGAUGGACUGGAAAACAUUUGCAGUAUAUGCUAAUAUCUUGUGCUUCUGCA